AUAUGAUUUAAUUAGUUGAUUUAAUUAGUUCUCUAUCUAUUCAAAGUUAUUGUUGUAAUAGAUUAUCACUACCAACUCACGAAUCUUUUUCAAACUAAACUACAAAUAUGUAUAUCCAAAUCAUUUAUCAAAUCAUUCUCAAAAUUUGCUAACCAAACAUUUAAAUAUAUUUUUUCUUCAUUUAGAAAUAUCAAAUCCAUAAAAAAGGGAAUGAAACCAAAUCUUUUGCUCCUUUUCAUCCCCACCAUCAAAGCGAGCAAAUCAUUCUAGCAAUCAAAAUCCAGCAGUUAUCCAUAUCAUAUAAAUAUAUAAUCCAGGUUCGUUUAACUCCCGAACCAAAAUCAUGUUCCCAAACCAUCAUUUUUAUGACCGUUACAAGCCGAACCAAACAAAAAAUUCAAAUCUCAAAAUUUUAAAAUCCUCUUUAACCGUUAAAAAAACACUCUGUGUCUUCUCUGUCUUCCUCAUAAUCCCAAAACCCCUCUUUCUCUCUCUACCCCAUAUAAUUCUCUGUCUAAAAAAACCUCGAAUUCUCCAAAAAUGGUGUCAAGAAUUAUCAAAAAAACCCCAACAAAAUCAAUCAAAGAUUGCCGGAGAAACUCUCGCCGGAAAAAAACUCCGGUGAAAUCCCCCUCUUCCUCCGUUGUAAUCGCCACAAUUAAUGAAUCAUUCUUCAGCUGCCGCCGCCGCCUCGUAAAAAUCUUCUCAAAGCUCGUCAAAAUCGCCACCCCAAAGCGCAGUCUUAAGAAACAAGGCUUCAAAAAGCUCAAGAAAAACGCUGAUUUUGAUUUUCUUUUCCCUGAAAAAACCCCAGAAACCAAAAUCGCUAAACCUCUGUUUUUUGCUCUUCCACCCUCUGAAAACCCUGAAAAACCCACCAUUUUUCUUGAUCUUGAUGAAACCCUAAUCCAUUCUUCUGCUGAUUUACCCUCUAAACCCUUCGAUUUCGUGGUUCGCCCGAAAAUCGAAGGCGAAACAAUGGAUUUUUAUGUCAUUAAACGACCUGGGGUUGAUGAGUUUCUUGAAUUUUUAUCAAAGAAGUUUGAGAUUGUAAUUUUUACAGCAGGAUUAAGGGAGUACGCCUCGCUGGUGCUCGAUAACUUGGAUAAGAACAGGGUGAUUAAUCAUCGGCUAUACCGCGACUCUUGUAGAGAAUUGGAUGGGAAAUAUGUUAAAGAUUUGGCUCAAAUGGGGAGAGAUUUAUGGAAGGUUGCAAUUAUUGAUGAUAAUCCGAAUUCAUUUUCUUUUCAGCCGGAAAAUGCAAUUCAAAUUAAGCCUUUUAUUGAUGAUUUACAGGAUAAUGAGCUUAGUAAAUUGAUUCGGUUUUUCGAUGCUUGUGAUGGUGUUAAGGAUAUCAGGGAUGCUGUCAAGUUGUUUGCUCAUGAUAAUCUUCAAUCAAGUUUAUUGGAUUGAAAAAAUUGUUUUAUUAAUUUUUUUUUUUUUUUUUUUUUUUUGGUGCUUUGUUUUUCAGAUUUGAUUUGGGAAUUUUUAGGUUAAUUUUCAUUGAACAUAUUUCGUUCAAUUAGCAAUGUUAAAGAUGAAGAGAAAUAUGAUGUAAUGAGUUCAACAAGAAAUGAAAUCACAGUUUUUAACUCUUUUUGCAUUGUUAUUUCCCACCAUUUUAUUAUUUGAAUCCUUGAAUGUGCUUUAUAUUCAGCCAUUAUUUUUUGGAGCUUUAUAUUCUUUCACUUUUCCUUUAUUCUUUUAGUUUCUUUAUAUGAUAGAGUGAGAAUCAAGACUAACUCUUCCUUCAUAUUUACAUAUUUAGACCUUCAGUGGUACAUAAAUAUCACAUAACAAAUGAGUUUCGUUUGAUUCGUUUCUAUAGUUUGUACUCUGUAGCAUUUUAGCUCUCCAUUUGACGUUACUGUGGAGGAGUAUGCUAUUAAAAUCUUCCUAAUGACUAUGGUUAGAGAUAUGAUAUGUAGUCAACUAGUCAAUAUUG
Chenopodium quinoa (quinoa) is the source of this 1945-nucleotide messenger RNA. Its product is annotated as probable C-terminal domain small phosphatase. Gene Ontology annotation, molecular function: phosphoprotein phosphatase activity. Bases 541 to 1413 code for a protein of 290 amino acids. The transcript has a single exon. Lineage: Eukaryota; Viridiplantae; Streptophyta; Magnoliopsida; Caryophyllales; Amaranthaceae. The record is from RefSeq and is a predicted model, not a curated record.